AGUUGGUCAAGACAGGUAGGUCAAGCGCGUGUAUAAGUAGGAUCCUGUGCCCGUAGGUUGCUCGGUCUGUCUCAGAUCACCUUUGCUGCUCAUUCUUCAUCCAUCCAUCAUGAGUGCUGCGAAAUUCUUCUUGGUCGCCGGCCUGCUUGCGAGCGGUGCCUACGCUUCACCCAUCCAGGCAAGAACUCCUUAUGCCGUCAAGGACUCCCACUUUGUUCCUUCCAAGUGGAGACAGGUUGCUGCUGCUCCCUCAACUCACAACAUUGAUCUCCGCAUCGCUGUCAAGCAGAACCAAUUCACCGAUCUUGAGAAGCACUUGUACGAGGUUUCUGACCCCGACCACUCUCGCUACGGCCAGCACUUGAGCGAGCUCGAUGUCAAGAAGCUUGUUCAGCCUUCCGACGACUCACUGGCUCUGGUCCACGAGUGGCUCGCCGACAACGGCAUUGAAGCCGGUGAUCUCUCCUACAGUUCUUCCAAGGAUUGGAUCAAGGUCUCCCUCCCCGUUCACCGCAUCGAGAGCCUCCUCGAUACCAAGUACAAUGUCUACCGUCACGAGGAUGGUUCCGAGACCGUUCGUGCACCCGAGUGGUCUUUGCCUCUGCACUUGCACGAGCACAUCGACACCAUCCAACCCACAAACUCUUUCUUCCGCAGCAGCCCCAAGGCCGUCUCUCUGGAAGUUAACAAGUUCGGUGGCUCAUACUCCCAGGAUGUCACAUACCACCAGGACCCUAACGUUACUGCCAUCUGUACUCCUCGUGGCGUCACCCCUCUGUGCAUGAGAACUCUUUACGAGACCAUUGACUACAUUCCUCAAGUUUCCGGCAAGAACAAGAUGUCUCUUGUCAACUACCUUGGCGAGACCAACAACCGCUCAGACACAUACCUCUUCCUCGAGAAGUUCCGCCCCGAAGCCAAGGAAACUGCAUACGAAUUCCAGUUCGAUGUCAUCAACAACGGCAGCACAUCUCAAGCAAAGGUCACUAGCAGAAUCGACAUCGAAGGCAACCUCGACGUGCAGACAAUGCUUGGCUUCUCAUAUCCCGUGCCGCUCACAGCCUACACUGUCGGCGGAUCACCCGAUUUCAUCCCCUCGAACGGCACAACCACCAAUACCAACGAGCCCUACCUCGACUGGCUGCAACACAUCCUUGCCCAGUCAGACGAUACAAUCCCCCAGGUCGUCUCUACCUCCUACGACGAUGAAGAGCAGACCGUCCCCGCCAGCUACGCCAAGCGUGUCUGUGAAGACCUCGCUCAACUCGGCGCCCGUGGUGUCUCUGUCUUCUACUCCUCGGGUGACAGCGGUGUCGGCGGCUCUGGCAGCUGUGUCACCAACAACGGCAGUAAUGCCAAACGCUUCAUUCCCGAAUUCCCCUCGACCUGCCCUUACAUCACUUCCGUUGGCGCAACUAUGGACUUCAAGCCCGAAGUUGUGGCUUAUCAUGCCUCUGGCUACGCAUCUGGAGGUGGUUUCUCGGAUUUGUUCCCCAGACCUGCCUACCAAGACAAGGCCGUCAAGGCUUACCUGAAGGGACUUGGAGACAGAGAUGCUGCAUACUUCAAUGCUAGCGGAAGAGCCUACCCUGAUAUUGCUGGCCAGGGAAGUUACUUCUCGACCGUCUGGAACGGCACUGAUACUCUCGUCUCUGGUACCUCCGCCUCUACACCCCUCAUCGCCGCGCUUGUUGCUCUCGUCAACGAUGCCCUGCUCGCUGGUGGCAAGCCCACUCUUGGUUUCCUCAACCCCUGGCUGUACAAGAAGGGUUACCGCGCCUUCACCGACAUCACCAGCGGUUCUGCUGUUGGAUGCUCUGAGAUUGGCGAUGGUAAGGGUUUCCCUGCUGUCGAGGGUUGGGAUCCUGUUACUGGUUUCGGUACUCCCAAGUUCAGAGACAUCAUCCAUCUCCUUGGCGUACACGGAUACUGGAACCACACCGGUGGCUGGAGCUAGAUAUGAGGCUUCACUUCUGUUUGUUUACCUAGGCUUCAGAGGCUUCACUAUUGUUUGAGGCUUCAUUGUUAUGAUACGUAUUGAUACUCAC
This is a messenger RNA of Aureobasidium pullulans EXF-150, 2048 nucleotides long. RefSeq names its product subtilisin-like protein. Gene Ontology annotation, biological process: proteolysis. NCBI's taxonomy places the organism in Eukaryota, Fungi, Ascomycota, Dothideomycetes, Dothideales, Saccotheciaceae. The record is from RefSeq and is a predicted model, not a curated record. The coding region runs from base 110 to 1957 and encodes 615 amino acids. The transcript has 2 exons. Gene Ontology annotation, molecular function: serine-type endopeptidase activity; tripeptidyl-peptidase activity.